CUCACCUACGGUGCUCAACGUUCAACGUCUGUAUCUGUGUAGGUCGAAGCACCGCAUACCUGUCGCCUCCAGACACUUUCCCUUUCCAACUUUAUUUUCGUUGGCUUAUCACACAUCAACCGUCCUACGGAGAUUAAGAACCAUCGAACGGUAUAGGUGCGGGCUUGCUUAGCGGAUGCGCGCAGUCAUCAUCAGUUCAGUUGAACUUUGAAUUCCAUUCGGACCGGUUCUGUUCACCCUAAGCCAGCAUACCUAUACGAUGGGGUUCGCGGGGCGAUUUCUCUUCGUGACAUUGACACUGCUUGUGGCAUUGCUGUUCAAGGUAUACCAGGACGUUGCGGCUCCGGCUGCAAUUCCGGCCAUAGACUACAGCGAGUACUGGGGCCCAGGAGACGCCAAAAACUACAAGGAAGAUGUUGAAGUGAAACCAUUCAAGUUGGGCUAUGCGGAUAACGUUAUCGAAAAGCUCAAGAAUAAGUUGGAUGAUGCGCCGAAGCUAACGGAACCAUUGGAGGGAACGGCCUUCGAGUAUGGCUUCAACAGUAAAAGACUUCAGGAAAUUUUGACCUACUGGCGGACGGACUAUCUCGGUCGGUGGAACGAACGCCAAGAGUACCUGAACCAGUUUCCCCAGUUCAGAACACAAAUUCAAGGAUUGGAUAUUCAUUUCCUGCGAGUCAAGCCGGAAGUACGAAACCCGAAACGCAUAGUUCCUCUGCUGAUGUUGCAUGGAUGGCCCGGCUCAGUUCGAGAGUUCUACGAAAUAAUCCCGAAGUUGGUCACCCGCAGCAAUGAAAAGGAGUACGUUUUCGAAGUGAUCGUACCCAGUUUGCCGGGUUACGGAUUCAGCCAGGGUGCAUCAAAACCGGGACUCAGUCCAGCAAAGAUUGCCGUUAUCAUGCGAAACUUGAUGACCCGUCUAGGGUUCAAAAAGUACUACGUUCAUGGCGGCGAUUGGGGAGCAGUUGUUGGAAACCUUAUGGCAACUUUCUUCCAGGACGAAGUUUUAGGCGUCCACUUGACCAUGUGUAUGAACACGGCUCCUAUCGGUACAUUGAAAAAUCUGGUUGGUGCAGUAGCCCCAUCUUUAGUCGUAGACAGAAAAUACGUGGACUUCUACUAUCCAUACCUGGAUCGUUUGAAGCUUCUCAUCACGGAAACCGGUUACAUGCAUAUUCAAGCAACGAAACCGGACACAAUCGGCGCAACUCUAAUCGGGAAUCCAGUUGGGCUUGCCACGUACAUCCUAGAGAAGUUCUCCACCUGGACCAAUCCGCAAUAUCGAAGCCUUCCGGAUGGAGGUCUUGAAAAAUAUUUCACCUUGGACAGUCUACUAGAUAACGUCAUGAUCUACUAUCUGACCGAUUCCAUAACCACAUCCCAGAGGCUCUACGCGGAAACGUUCAACAUCCGGGAGAUAUCUCGCGAACUCGAUCGCAUCCCAACGCAAGUCCCGGCAGCCUGUGCCAAGUUCAGACAUGAACUUUUCCAACAAACCGACUGGUCUCUGCGCGAUCACCUUCAGAAUAUGAUCCAGAGCAAUCACUACGACGAUGGUGGUCAUUUUGUGGCCAUGCAACUGCCGGAGGUCCUGUACCGGGACAUCGUUCAGUUUGUAAACCGUUUGUACCGUCGGGAGGAUCAAUAAUCAAUAUUGUAUGGAAAACAAACUUUUGCCACCAAAAGAAGUAUCUAAAAAGGCUGAAUUAAAUAAAGAAGAUACUAAAGAAUUCAAA
This is a messenger RNA of Aedes albopictus (Asian tiger mosquito), 1736 nucleotides long. Its product is annotated as juvenile hormone epoxide hydrolase-like. Gene Ontology annotation, biological process: epoxide metabolic process. The transcript has 2 exons. Gene Ontology annotation, molecular function: epoxide hydrolase activity. The record is from RefSeq and is a predicted model, not a curated record. Lineage: Eukaryota; Metazoa; Arthropoda; Insecta; Diptera; Culicidae. The coding region runs from base 260 to 1648 and encodes 462 amino acids.